Messenger RNA from Alternaria postmessia, 1077 nucleotides. RefSeq lists its product as uncharacterized. The record is from RefSeq and is a predicted model, not a curated record. The coding region runs from base 1 to 1077 and encodes 358 amino acids. Gene Ontology annotation, molecular function: hydrolase activity. Lineage: Eukaryota; Fungi; Ascomycota; Dothideomycetes; Pleosporales; Pleosporaceae. The transcript is spliced from 3 exons.
AUGGCGCAUCUUACACGCGAUGAAGUCCUCAAGUCAGGUGAGGUAUCCGAGUUUGUCGCCGUCUCCAACGACUUUCUUCCAAAACAGAAACAACAAGCAUUAUUCGUCAUCUCAUCAGAUUCCCAGGCUUUCGAGUCUCGCCCUGUAGACAUCACUGGCGACGACUUUUUCGCCCACCGCGCGUCUCGUGCAGACCACCUCUUGCGCCUACGCCAUCUCUACCCGAUCCCCGGCCCCAUCCCAGAUCUUGUCCAAGAAAGUUUACAUGAUGUACCUACUCGAGAUGGGGCAUCCAUCCGCGUUAAAGUCUACCAAUCCGUUGCCGGUCCGCCGGAAGAUGGUAGUCCGCUCAUCAUGAUGUACCAUGAAGGAGGCUGGAGUAUGGGUGACUUGACAGACGAAGAUCUGAAUUGCAGGAUGUUUGCCAGAGACCUGAGGGCUGUUUGUGUGAACGUUGAGUAUCGUCUAGCACCCGAGCACAAGUUUCCCACUGGAGUGCAUGACUGCUAUGACGCCCUACUAUGGAGUCUGAAGAACAGCGCCACACUUAACGCAACACCCUCCCGUGGUCUCCUUGUCGGCGGCGCAUCAGCAGGAGGUAACAUCGCCGCCGUCCUCGCUCUCCUUGCUCGAGACGAAAAGCUCAGUCCACCCAUCACCGGCCAGUAUCUAUGCGUCCCCGCACUGCUCCCUGAUACAAACGUCCCGCCUAACCUGGUCCCACUCUACCUAUCUCGGACGCAAAGUACCAACGACCCAGUUUUGAAAGGUAUUCCACCGGGUAUGAUUGAGGAGAUUUAUGCUCCUGACCCUAAAUCUCCUCUAUGGGAUCCAUUCAACCACCCAGAUGGGCAUGAAGGUGUGGCAAAAGCCUUCUUCCAGGUCGGUGGCUUGGAUCCGUUGAGGGACGAAGCGGUGCUUUACGAUAGAAUCCUGAGAGAGAAUGGAAUACUGACGAGAUUUGAGUUGUACGCUGGGUAUGGACAUAUGUUCUGGACAAACUAUCCGGAGCUGGAGGAGAGCGAGAAGUUUGUCAAGGAUACGUUGAAUGGUGUAAAGUGGUUGUUGGGGAAAUAG